GUUAAUUUAUUUUUGAACAAAUUCAUCCUAUACAUAAGUAAAGCCUUUAUAGAAAAUAUGCCUGAUUUAACGCUCACAUAUACCAACGAACUUGAUUCUCAACACUCUUGCUUUAAGGAAGUACCGGUAGAGGAAGACAAGCAAAACUUUUAUGGCUCCUUAAAACACCAAGUAAGAGCAUUACAAGAGUACUCGAAUGUGUAUUUUACAGAGAAGAUGAAGUUUGAGACGAAAAACGAUGUUCCUGAUGAGCAACCCAUCAUGCUAUAAACAUUGGGGGUGUUACUACUCGUUGAUAGUGAUUGAAAGUGGACUGGCUAGGCUGCCUGUGUUUAUUUGUGAGUUUACAUGAGGAAAUCUGAAACUUCAAUGAUAAUGACCAGGUGGAUUUUUCAUUAAGGAAAGGAAAUUCAUACAUACACACUUAAAUAAAGUUCUUUAGCUUCUGUAAACGUUUAACAGCUUCUUCUAGUGUUUCAUAAGUUUUGCAAAAAGAAAAACGAAGAUAAUCUUCGGCCAAAGGGGCAUCUUCAUCUGUAUAAAAUUCGGUAGGGGGGAUGGUUGCGACACCAAUUUCUUUCAACAUCCAAAAGCAUAAACGAAAAUCACGUGGGCGAGACAAGAUAUGUUCUGGGAAAGGAUAAUCUUCAGGUAGUUUUACCUUGGAAAAGUUAGCCAUCACAUAGUAACUACCAUCAGGGAUCGUAUAAGGAAUGCCGAGUUGAUCAAAGGCCUCCGCCAAAAUGGAAAACCUCUGUUUAUACGUUGAUAUAUAUUCUUCCCAGUAGCCCACCUUGUCAGCCUCCUCAAAGGCAAUGGCUGUGGCCUCUUGUAAUGGACUGUUUACGCAAAAACAGAUCCGUGUAUGGGCAGUAGCAGAAUACUUAAUGAUGCUCUCGUCUCCAAUGAUCCAGCCAACCCGCCAGCCGGUGCAUCCAAACGUUUUUCCGCCGGAGCCAACCGUGACGACAUGACGAAACAGCUCUGGGCGAAGAGUAGCAAGACGAACAAAAGGAGUGUAAGAAAGACGAUCAUAGACUUCGUCAGAGACUACAAGCAAAUUAUGUUCUAGUACAAUGUCGGCAAUUUCGUUCAGCUCUUCUUCCGAAAAGAUCUUUCCAAGGGGAUUAUGAGGAGUAUUAAUAACGAUCAUUUUUGUCUUGUCAGUGAUUGCAGCUCGCAGUCGAUUUAUAUCUAGCCUCCAUUCUUUAGCAGACACAGGGCGCUCCGCUCCUUCCUUGGGGGGGAUUAAAGGCACAUAAACAGGAACACCGCCAUUCAUCUGGAUGUUGGAUACGUAUUGAUCAAAGAAAGGUUCCAUCAAAAUCACUUCGUCACCAGGAUUCAAAAAUGCUGCAAACACACUGUAAAAUCCUUCGUUCGCACCAGCUGUGACUACAAUUUCCGUGUCCGAAUUCAGCUUCCGAUUGAAUAGAGGAGAGUAAGCUUUCGACAGGGCGUUCCGAAGGCUUAUACGACCACGCGUGUGGGAAUAUUGAUUGCAAGACACCUCGUCUAUACAUUUCUUCGCAGCGUUUAAGACAAAUUUGGGUGGACUAUAGUCGAAGAAUCCCUGACUUAGCGAAACUGGGGGCACUUUACAUUCUGCUGUUGCCUUGUUUACCAUAGUCCAAACAUCUGGACGACUCCCAGCAACCCGAAAGGAAGGGACUAUGGUAUUUGCUGUCAUUGCAAGGAUUCUUGUAGGUCGAAACAACUUGGAAUAAUUUUUUUUUUAAAAAAAAAGGAGCUUUUUUAUAUCAAUAUUGCUAACAAAGCUGUUAACGUACGGUUUACGGUUGAAAAAAUCAUGGCGAAACCAAGUUUUAUAGAAAUUUCGUAAUCAGAUAAGCUAACGAAAUAUUGGAUGAAAAUUACGAAUGCAGCCAAGCUGGAGAUAAAACAAAAAAUUU
This is a messenger RNA of Schizosaccharomyces cryophilus OY26, 1913 nucleotides long. RefSeq names its product EKC/KEOPS complex subunit. Bases 58 to 270 code for a protein of 70 amino acids. NCBI's taxonomy places the organism in Eukaryota, Fungi, Ascomycota, Schizosaccharomycetes, Schizosaccharomycetales, Schizosaccharomycetaceae. The transcript has a single exon. The record is from RefSeq and is a predicted model, not a curated record.